CCGAAAAAAACAAAUAUUCUUUUUUUUUUUUUUUUGAUCUCAUAGAAUUAUUUUUAACAAUCAAUAAACAAAAAAACUAGGAAGACACUUGAGAAGUAAUUUAGUUUUUUUAAUGGCAUUUGUCUAUUUUUAAGUUUAUUUUAUGAUCUUUCGAUUGUCUGUAUUCGAAUAGUUAUUCUUUAUAUUAUAGAAACGAAAUUAUUGAUCAAGUAAUGCGUACAACCAACACAUGUUCUUCUGUUUUUUUUCGAGCGUUUUAAGUAUUAUUAAUAAUAGCUGAUUCUAUUUUCUGAAGUAUCAUUCAAUUUUAUUUGAUAUUAUAUAAGUUUUUUAUGAAUAUUAGAUGAUGGAAUGUUUAUUACAUAUAUUAAUAUUAUAAUCAAAUAAUUUAACAUUUUUUUUUUGUUUUUAAAAUAACACACAAUAUUCUAUCAAUUAACUAGAAAAUAUAUAUUAAUUCAAAUAAUAUUUGCUUGUUUUUAAAAAUAGUAUAUUAUUAAAAAUUGGUUGAAAUUAACUUUUUUGUUUUGUUUUUCUUUUAGUCCAACCGGUCAUAAUUAUGUUCAUUCGGAAAGAGAUGAAUAUAAUAAUCAUCAUUAUUCAAUAAGUAGUAAAAGUCCAAUAGUAUCAAGAAAAACUAAUGAAGAAAAUAUUUUAUUAAAUGAUGAUAAUGAACAACCAAACAUUCCAUUAUCAUCAUCAAAAGUAAAAUGGUUUGACGCUGUACGAACAGUAACACAAUUAAAUCAAGUAAGAAAAAAAAAGAAACAAAUGUUGAUUAGAAAUAUGUGCAUUCACAGAGAAAAUAUUUUCAUUAUGCUAGAUUUACGUAUAUGACCUUUGUUUUACGGCAUUUUUUUUUCUAUUAACUUCUACCAGAUUUGAUUUCAUAUAUCACAUAACGUUGUUGAAUCUAUCGUAAAUAUACUGUUUUUGUAUUCUAAGUAUAAAUUCUUUAAUAUAAUUGUUUAUUUAACAUAUGAUAUUCUUAUUUUAUUUAUUCAAAUGAUAGAAAAGAUUAUCUCUUAAAAAAUUCUAAUCUCAUUAAUUAUUUUUAAUUUAACAUAUCAAUAAAAUAUUAAUUUUCUUUGAAGAAAAAGAAAAAAAGAAGAAUAAAUCUUUUUCUUCUUUAAUAUAACGUUAAAAGUAAAAGAAGAUAUAUCAUUAGUUUAGAAAAAACAAUAGGUUUUUUUAAUCCCACCAUGAUAUUUUUCUAGUUCAUAUAAAAGAAUUGUUUAUGCGAAGAAGUGCGCCCGCAGCUGUGUAUAUAUAAUAAUCAAAGUGAGAUAUAUUUUCUUGUUAUUGUGUCUUAUCGUGUACACGAUUCUGUUGAGUUUUUUCGUCUCGUUAUAAAACUUCAAUGAAAUAAUUAUAGUUAUUCCUUGUUUUUUUUUUGUAACAGCUGCUGCUUUUUUUUUUUCUAAACUGAAAACAGUAAGAGAAAAUAAAAAAAACAUUUAUUUUCUGUUUAUCAUUCGAUGGGUAAAUAUUCGAAAUAGCAUUCUUACAA
Messenger RNA from Rotaria sp. Silwood2, 1510 nucleotides. NCBI's taxonomy places the organism in Eukaryota, Metazoa, Rotifera, Eurotatoria, Philodinida, Philodinidae. The record is from the annotation of a GenBank genome assembly.